AUUUGAACCAAAAUACCUCUUUGGGGCAUACCAAUCUUUUCAAUUAUCAAAUGAUAUCUGUUUUAUUUGCAGUGAUUGUAGAAAUUCCAUUUUCCCUAAGAUUAGGAUCCUCUUUCGAAGGAAAACAAUUAAAAAAAUCUUAUAAUUUACAAUCCAUUCAUUCAAUAUUUCCUAUUUUAGAAGAUAAAUUAACAUAUUUUAAUUAUGUGGUAGAUGUACUAAUACCUUACCCGAUCCAUCUAGAAAUCUUGGUUCAAACCCUACGUUACCGGUUCUGUCUAUACGAGUAUUGUAAUUGGAAGAAUUUUGAUAUUAAAAAAACAUCAAUUUUGAAUCCAAGAUUUUUCUUGUUCUUAUAUAAUUCUCAUGUAUGUGAAUACGAAUCCAUCUUUUUUUUUCUACGCAAGCGGUCUUCUCAUUUACGAUCAACAUCUUAUAAAGUCCUUUUUGAGCGAAUUUUAUUCUAUUCAAGUUUGCGAUUAAAUCCUUUAGUGGUACGUAGUCAAAUGCUAGAAAACUCCUUUUUAAUAGAUAAUGUUAGAAUAAAAUUGUAUAGCAAAAUUCCAAUUUCUUCUAUUAUUGGAUCGUUGGCUAAAGAUAAAUUUUGUAAUGUAUUAGGGCAUCCCAUUGGCAAAGCGACCUGGGCGGAUUCAUCAGAUUCUGAUAUUCUCAACCGAUUUCGGAUCCUCAAAAAAAAAAAGAAUUUGUAUCGAAUAAAAUAUAUACUUCGUCUUUGUUGUGUUAAAACUUUGGCUCGUAAACACAAAAGUACUGUACGUGCUUUUUUAAAAAGGUUGGGCUCGGGUUUAUUGGAAGAAUUUCUUACGGGGGAAGACCAAGUUCUGUCUUUAAUCUUCCCAAGAAGUUAUUAUGCUUCUAAAAGAUUAUAUCGAGUUCGGAUUUGGUAUUUGGAUAUUCUUUCUCUUAAUGAU
Molecule: messenger RNA, 932 nt
Organism: Thlaspi arvense
Lineage: Eukaryota; Viridiplantae; Streptophyta; Magnoliopsida; Brassicales; Brassicaceae
Source: the annotation of a GenBank genome assembly